AAUACGAUGUGCAGUUUUUUUUUUGUGGUUGGUUGCGGCCUCGAUUUACUUCGUUUUUCGUUGAACUUUGUUUCGCUGAAGUGAACUCAAAUCAGAGCGCAGGAGCGAGAUAUGGGUGACAACCACUAACAAACUGCACUGAAAGCAAAUCAAACUUGAAAAAUUUAAUUCGCAAAUGGCAGAUGUUUCUAAAGCUAGCGUUGAUUUCUUUCUCCAUCCCCGCUCAAAGAAUCACUGUCACUUCCAAAAGAAGUAAAGUUUCCCCAGCAUCUGCUGAUAUACAUCUCUCUAGUGAGGAGUUCAACAUUUGUUUUCCCUGCCAUUCAAAACACCAUCUGAAAUACGAGAAAGAUGAACGGUGCCGAUGCAGAAAAUCCUGUGCCGCAACCUGCUCCAGCAGCCGCGCCCCCAGCAGCAGCACCAGCAGCAACACUCGAAGAUAUGUUCAAAGAGAUGGAGAUGCAGGAAGUGCUCCGGACAAAAGAGCGGGCCUGGCGGAAACUCAACAUGCGCUGCGUCAACGCGGCGAUCACCUGUUUCGAGAAGAAGCAGCGCGAAACUGGGGAGGCAAAAUUGCAGACUGUUCCUGAGGAAAUGGCGCGGAAGAUUUUCAGCUUUCUACGCGCUGAGCCCGGGGCUCCACGCAUUCCGUCGCAUACCGAGCAGAUUUUGGCUGCGAGCGAAUUCGCGCUGUCCGUGUCGUAUACCGAUCCCAACACCGGAGAGAAAGUUUUGGUGAGGUUUUCCGACCUUCCGCGGAAUGUGAGGUUCGAAACACUGAACGCGGGAGAAGGCUGGCGCGCAAUCGCUUACCACGGUUUUCCCCAGGGGGCCGUAAAUUCUCAGCUCUAUGUUGCAGACAAGCCCGUUCCUGUUGCUGCCCUGCGUUCGCUUUCCGUUUUUCUAGGACAGACGGAACUGUACACAGCCAGAUGUGAGUUGCUCGACCAGACUCGAGACUCAUGCAGGUUGGAGAUGUUUCACAGGUGGAGUGGCAACAUCCGCUUUAAUGGUGCACCUGGGCGAAAGCCAUCUGAACGCAACAUCAGGAUGCAGGUGCACCUGGAAGGCUCUCUCAAAGGAACGUUUCCUGCCCUGAGCCCCGCAGCGCUUCAAAAACUUGACUGCGGGGACCAAAACGAUCGCGCCGAGGUUCUGGCUACCGUAGAGCGCUUCUACGUCGAAUGCGAACGCAACAGAUCGGAUCACGAAGUGCACUUAGUGUGCGGCUCAUUUUAUGUUGAAGAGCCGUUCACCGACAAUGAUUCCAUGCCGCAUCUUCGUCUUCAUGAUCGUUUCUUGAACAUAUUGGAUCUGUGUGGCGUUCCGGCGCGACGCAAUAACUGACAGUCGCACUCGAUGAUAGACGCCUCGCAAGAAAAGAAAUGUAGUCGUACCACGUCACAACAGAAAUGUACUUCUGUUCGCCUCCUUGUGUUGUAGCAAAGAGGAGUGCGGUAUUUACAUGGAGCGGAAUUUCGCCAAUUGUUUGAUACUGCACAGAAGACUUUUCUUCAGAAGCGGCAAAGAAUGAAACAU
Molecule: messenger RNA, 1539 nt
Organism: Amoebophrya sp. A120
Lineage: Eukaryota; Dinophyceae; Syndiniales; Amoebophryaceae
Source: the annotation of a GenBank genome assembly